GCGCGGUAUGCUCUUCUACACGCAUGUGAUCAUGUGUCAGCAAGCCACUCAUGCUCAAAGCAGUCAGAACCCCUUUAAAAUCAGAACAGAGACCAGCUGAAAGGCUCCCCACCACCAUAUCAACAUGGAUUGCGGAAUUGUUACAUCGAAAAUAGUCAUUUUGCUUCUAAGUUUAAUAUUUUGGGCUGCGGGGGGUGCCCUUGUCUAUGUAGGCUCUUAUGUGAUCAAGAGCUACAGCAACUUUGACAACUUCCUGCAGGAUAAGUACACGUUCAUCUCGGCAGGCAUCAUCAUACCUGUGGGAGUGGUGAUGUUCAUCAUCGGGACUGUGGGCUGCUACGCCACCCUGAGAGAAUCCAAAGUGGGCCUUAGCUUUUUCCUGCUGGUUAUCCUGGCUAUCUUUGCAGCAGAGGUCGCUGCUCUAGUGUAUGGGAUCAUCUACCAAAGAAGGAUAAAAGGGGACUUGGAGCGGUCAAUGAGUGAUGUGUUCCUGAAGUAUGAUGGUGAGAACUCUGACACCCAGGCUGUGGAUUACUUGCAGUCUCAGUUGCAGUGCUGUGGAGUGCAGACCUACCUGAACUGGACCACCAACCCCUGGUUCAGCAGCAUUAACAACGCUGUGCCCGUCUCCUGUUGUAAAGGGAACAACACAGAGUGUACAGGCAAACUGGACCAGCUAGACCUGCUCAAUACCCGGGGUUGUGAGGGUAUGCUGGAACAGCUCCUUCAGGAUGUGAUGAGUUAUGCCUUGCUGGUCAUCCUUGGAUUUGCCAUCUUCAAGAUUUUCGGGACGCUCAGUGUGUGUGUGAUCACGUGUAAAGUCAGGCGAGGUGGCUACCAGUCCCUGGAUGCCUGAUCCUGUUGGCUUGAAGUAUGCUUCUGAGGCUUGUCUUGCACUCUCUCCUGGCCCCUGACUCCUCUCCCCUUUCUCCAGCACUGAGACUAUAGAGCCUUAGGACUUAGAUUUUAGCAACCUUUCAGGAACAUUCUUACAGUUUUCAUUCAGCAAUUCCUAUGUAGUUGUCAGCCCACCAAACGUUGGGCAAACCACUGUCAACAUUUGAAGCAUUGGAAACCACAAGAUGCCAUUUUUUUAAAAGAUAGUUGCGAAUAGGAAUUACCACUCAAACUUUUAAACAAUGGAAGUUGGUUUUGUAAUUUCCUGCUGUGCAUACUGAAAAAAUAAGAAAGGGUUUGCUCAGUGACAUAUCAGUAUAUGGGGUACACUCCAUUUUAAAGAGGCAAUCUGGGACUCAAACAAUAACAAAAUGGCUAACCAUGCAAUUGUUUUGGUAAACAGCUGAUGGAUGGUGCUGGCGAAAUGUAACCAUUCUCAAAUUCAUAGACGGGUCUAUGGAUACAAAGACUAACCAUAUAUUAGAUCCAAAUGAAUGUUUUCCUUAACAAAAAAGUGGUACAGUUUGUUUACAAUCACAUUGUUUACAAACAAUGGAGUAAAAAGGCUUAUAUUUUGGGUUCUGAUGGGGUAAGACGGUUUAACUAAGCUCAUGAGGCUUUUAAGUAAUAUUUUUCAAUAAUCAAUUGCUAUAUAUCAUUAAUUUGUUGACCAAAAAUGUAUGUGCCACUCCCAGAUUGCCCCUUUUUUUUAAGGCUUGAAAUGUUAUGUUGAAACGGCCAAGGACGUUUUUAAGACUUCACCACAUCAGGGUAGUAGGCUCUGUUUAAUCAAGACUGGAUUGUCUUGGAUAUACAGUAUUACGUUACGAAAGGACUGUCAAGAUUAUUUGGGAAAUUAUUUGAUAAAACUAAGGGACAGUUUGAAAUGUACUAGAGGGUGGGGUGGUGUCAUAAAGAAAAUGCACCCCCCUCCACAAAGUAAAAAUAUUUUCAAAUGACCUUCCUCUUGUACUGUUAAAAAAAAAAGAGAAGACAUUGCACACUCUGCUCACUCAUAGAGUUAACUCAAUCAUGUUUAUGACCACAAAUAAUAACUGUAGUGACCCUGUGUUUAUAAGCGUGGAUAUUGACUUUGCCACUUCAGCAUGCUUUUGUGGCACUGUCGAUGUCACACAGGGCUACAGGCCUUGAAGGUUGAGUGUUUGUCGACCAGACCACCACGGACUAGCUCCCUUGCCUGUUUCAUUAGGGCUUACACUAUGAUCGGAGCCGGCUGCAGACAAUGAUCAACAAGAGGAAUCUGAUUUUUUUUACAUUUUGAUGCCAUAUUUCUCAUUAUAUUAAAAUAUAUGGAAUGAAUUUUCCACCGACAGGUUUCUGUGCCAAUGCUCCACACAACCAAUAAACAAAACAUACUGACUUUGGGCGUUUCAGUAUCAUGGUUUGCAUUUUCAACACCGCAAUAAAUACUGUCAAUCUCGUACUUUUAAGUACAAUUCUGAAAUGGUUGUUUGCCACUGGUCUAGUGCACUUGCCAGUCUAGGGUGUCAAUUCCAUCCAAUUGGGGAAAGAUUUUUGUGCGAAUAUUCCAUAAUCUGCAUAAAAACAAUAUGCGCAUUUUCCCAUGUAAUUGACUUGUUGCCGAUAAGUCUUUGCGUAAAUACGUAAUCCACAUAACAAAUAAAUGUUGCGGUUAAAUUCCCAUGUACCAAAAUAAAAAACUACAAGUUAAA
Messenger RNA from Oncorhynchus mykiss (rainbow trout), 2591 nucleotides. Its product is annotated as tetraspanin-36. Lineage: Eukaryota; Metazoa; Chordata; Actinopteri; Salmoniformes; Salmonidae. The record is from RefSeq and is a predicted model, not a curated record. Gene Ontology annotation, cellular component: plasma membrane.